Messenger RNA from Fulvia fulva, 1431 nucleotides. RefSeq lists its product as uncharacterized. The transcript is spliced from 3 exons. The record is from RefSeq and is a predicted model, not a curated record. NCBI's taxonomy places the organism in Eukaryota, Fungi, Ascomycota, Dothideomycetes, Mycosphaerellales, Mycosphaerellaceae. Bases 1 to 1431 code for a protein of 476 amino acids.
AUGCUGUCGUUCUCCAGAGGCGUGCUGCCGACUUCACGGCAUCCUGCGCAUAACAACGGCAUGGCAUCAUCACAAUCGUCGGAGAGUGGGAAAAGGUCGACAUUAUCACUGGCAUCUAGCAUUGCCAGCAGCAUACGAUCUGGAGCGCUAGCAUUCUCAGACUGGAUUCUGGAUUGGACACCAUUCGGAACGAUCAAGGUCUUUUACAUUUUCUACAUGGCCACGAACUUCUACAUUGCAGCGACAUGUGUCAUCGAAUCAUUCUUGGGCUUGACACCGGUGCGGGACGCGAGGAAGGCCGCAAUGGCAGUGGAGGCCACUGGCAAGUUUCCAAGCGAUCUCAAUGGCACUGCAGACAAUCUCCCCAUUAUCGACUUGGUGAUCGUAGCAUAUCUGCCCAACGAGCAAGAGAUCAUUCGAAACCAGGUGCUCUACGCAUGCGAGGAACUACUCUACCCGAGAGAAAAGCUACGGAUCAACCUCGUCUACAACACUCCUAAGGCGAUAGAACCUCUCGAAAGCGAGCUUGUAUUGCUGCCUGAGCAGUACAAGAAUCUACGAGUGAUCAAGGUUCCAGGCUCCAAGUCGAAGGCGGACAAUCUCAACUACUUCUUUGGCCUGCAGUCCGAUGCUGAGAUCAUUGGCAUCUUUGACAGUGACCACUGCCCGCAUCCUCACAAUCCACGAUGGGCAGCAGAGCGCUUUUUGGCCGAUCAGGCCGUUGAAAUUGUGCAAGGUCGCUGCAUCGUGUACAACACGAACGAAAGAUUCUAUGCCAGAAUGAUCGCCGUCGAAUUCGACAAGAUUUACGCCAUUUCCCACCCUGGCCGUAGCAGGAUGUUCGGCUUUGGUCUUUUCUGCGGUAGCAAUGGCUACUGGAAGGCACCAUUACUUCGUGCGCACAAGAUGCUCGGCGACAUGCUCACGGAAGACAUCGACUCUGCACUCCGUGCUUAUGGCCUUGGCAAGAAAGCAGUCCAUGAUAUGAAUGUCACGUCAUUCGAAAUGGCACCCAACACAUUCAAGGCAUUCUGGAACCCACCGAACGGCAAGCGCGCCGUCGACAAGCGCUGCGGUAUUCUUUCGUUGCUUACAAUUCGUGAGAUCAGCUACUACCUCGUCACCCAACAUGCCUGUCUUCUCCUGAGCUUCGUCAUUGUGGACUGGCCUCACAGCCCUGCCGAGCUCGGCCGACUUCUUUUCUUCAGAUACCCCAUGGCUCAGUGGUUCUUCUUCGCCACUAUCGUCGCCUUGUUACACACGCUUUACUUCACCGAAAAGGUGCGGUCGGAGUUUACGAGCUUCAAGGACAUGGUUAAUUUCUGCAUUAUAUACAUUCCAUACUUGGUGUUGAUGGCCACCAUGGGACUGUACGGACAUGCGAGACAGAUCAUCAAGUACUCAAGCUGGAACCCUACUGUGAGAAAGUAG